Molecule: messenger RNA, 1366 nt
Organism: Penicillium subrubescens
Lineage: Eukaryota; Fungi; Ascomycota; Eurotiomycetes; Eurotiales; Aspergillaceae
Product: FAD-dependent oxidoreductase
Exons: 6
Coding region: 1-1230 (409 amino acids)
Biological process (GO): ubiquinone biosynthetic process
Cellular component (GO): mitochondrion
Molecular function (GO): FAD binding; oxidoreductase activity
Source: RefSeq, a predicted model, not a curated record
AUGGCCAUCAAAAAGGUGAUUAUUGUAGGCGCUGGGCCCUCGGGCCUGAUCCUCGGCCUCCUGCUCGCCAAACAAGGCAUUGAAGUUGAAAUCCUCGACGCUGGUGCGGAUCUUGACAAUCAACCCCGUGCGGCUCACUAUGCCACACCUGCAACUUACGAGCUAGCACGAGCUGGAGUUCUUGAUGAUGUGAGAGCCGUGGGAAUUCAAUGCAAGAGCUUUGCGUGGAGGAAAAUGGACACCACCUUUAUCGCUGGCAUGAAACACGAUGUACUUCCGGCAGACUACCCAUACAGCAUGGUAGUGCUUCCACUUGACCGACUGGGGAAGAUCUUGUACGAGCACAUUCAGAGACAACCCACGGCAAUAGUUAAGUGGUCCCACCGUGUUGUGCGCAUUGGACAGGACUCAGGGAACGCUUGGGUUGAUGUUGAAACCUCCACGGGCACCACGCGAUUGGAAGCAGACUAUGUUAUCGGCUGCGAUGGGGCGAGCAGCACGGUGCGACGCGAGCUAUUUGGCCCCGAAUAUCCCGGAGAGACCUUAAACGCUCAGAUUAUUGCUACAAAUGUAUACUACGACUUCAGCAAGUACGGCUACUGGGACAGCAACUUCAUCGUUCACCCGAAGAAUUGGUACAUGGCAGCCCGCAUCACCACGGACGGACUGUAUCGUGUAUCUUAUGGUGAUGUCCCGGGACUUACGAGGGAAGAAUAUAUUGCACGCCAGCCAGAACGCUACGCCGAGAUCUUACCUGGAAAUCCUAAGCCCGGCGACUAUACCAUCACCAACAUCAGCCCUUAUAAACUUCAACAGCGGUGUGCCCCCACUUUUCGGGUGGGGAAAAUCAUUCUAGCGGCUGAUGCAGCCCAUCUGUGCAACCCAUUUGGAGGACUCGGUCUGACCGGCGGUAUCGCCGACGUGGGCUGCCUCUUCGACUCAUUGAUAGGAAUUCAUAACGGUCUAGCAGAUGAGAGUAUCUUGGACACAUACAGUGAAGUUCGCAAGCGCAUUUGGACCGAGACUAUUGAUCCUAUGUCCCGUGAAAACUUCCGAAGACUGCAUGACCAGGACCCAGACAGCGCCCGUGAGAAUGACGAGUUCUUCCAAAUUCUUGUAAAUGCAGAAUCGGAUACAGAAUUGGCAAAGGAGCUGGCAUUGGGACUGGAGGUCUUGCGGCACGACAUGACCCAAUACUAUAAGAAACCCUCUGGAGAUGCUAAAUUAUAGAGGGGUUUAAAUUCGAAGUCGUUCGGAAAUUUUCACAUCGUUGCGUGUGGUGGCACGUUGUACACAUUUAGCCUAGAUGGUGAAAUAUAUAGUGAUUUUAUUUAUGUGCCAUAGAAAGCUUCUAGUCACCAUCCUC